CAAACCUACGUUCCUAGCUUUCUUCUCAUUCGCGUUCGCAUUUAUAAAUAUCUCUAUCUAAUCAAUAUUUCGAAUUGAACAUGUCCUCCAGGUCGAUCUAUGAUCAUGUUCAAGCACCGGAUUUACAGACCCGGAUAGCUUCAUACUUCCGGCCUGGAUCACUUAUAUUUAUUGGAAUCUACUUCUUUCUUGACACAUUGAUAAAGUCUCCCUUUCUGUUCCUCACAGAUUUUGGAAAAUUUCGUCAUAAAGCAUUCGCCAAAUUAUGGGCGGGGUAUGGACAAGCCAUGUCCGAAGAAAUGCCAGGAGGCACUGUUGAAUUGGUUGCGACCGCAAGCGGGGUCGUUCUAGAUAUCGGCCCCGGCACGGGUACUCAGCUUCACCUCUUCACCCCAUCUAAAAUCAAAACCAUUUAUGCUGCAGAACCAGCCAUUGACAUGCACGCGGAGCUCAAACGCGCAGCAGACAGCAACUUGCUUGGUGACAAAUACAAAAUUCUUGCCGCUGGUGCAGAACCGCAAAGUCUCAUUCCUGCUUUGGCAAAGGAUGGUCUUCUAGACAUAAGUAGCCAAGGUGGAGAAGAUGUCUUCGAUACAAUCGUGUCCUUAAGAGCGCUUUGUGGAGUCCCUAGUCAAGAGGAGACCGCAGCUUGUCUCUAUCGUUUGCUCAAACCAGGUGGGCGUCUUUUGCUUUGCGAACAUGUCCAACAGACGUGGCCAAAUGGCGGGGAUGUCUUUGGUGCUAUCAUGCAGCGAAUAUACAUGUUGGCAGGGUGGAGCUUUUGGCUGGGAGGUUGUUGUUUAGAUCGAGACACGGAAGGAAUAUUAAGAAAGGUUGCAGGUCCAGAUGGAUGGAAGGAGGUUAAAAUAAAUCGCCUUCAGCCAUAUGCUGCUAUUCCGUAUAUUGUCGGCGAGAUGGUUAAGGCAUAGAAUAGGAGCAACGGAAAUGUGUAUCAUGCCGAGCGUGUGUUACGAUGAGACAUAUGCCCAAAUGAUCACCUUUUUGUUGUUGAGAGGUAGCAAAUCUGAACAACGAAUCUAGGAAAUAAAGAAGAAAUUCGACGAUCCAGUGAAA
Messenger RNA from Verruconis gallopava, 1074 nucleotides. RefSeq lists its product as uncharacterized. Bases 81 to 929 code for a protein of 282 amino acids. Lineage: Eukaryota; Fungi; Ascomycota; Dothideomycetes; Venturiales; Sympoventuriaceae. The transcript has 2 exons. The record is from RefSeq and is a predicted model, not a curated record.